Bathycoccus prasinos is the source of this 1347-nucleotide messenger RNA. RefSeq lists its product with no specific name. The coding region runs from base 1 to 1347 and encodes 448 amino acids. The record is from RefSeq and is a predicted model, not a curated record. Lineage: Eukaryota; Viridiplantae; Chlorophyta; Mamiellophyceae; Mamiellales; Bathycoccaceae. The transcript has a single exon.
AUGCGGCUUCUCCAACUCUCUGUCGUCGGGGCGAGACAGACGAGUUCCGAGUGCGCGUCCACUUCUUUUGUUUCUUCUUGGAAUUUUAAGAACAGAGGACGGAAUGGAAAAGGAACUGGCGUUUUUGGGGGGUUUGAAGCGUUCCAGAAGAAGAAAUUAACGCGCGGAUUUUUGGGCGGGAAAAAAAGAUACGAUGAUGACGAUGGGAUUAACGGUGUCGAUGUCGCGAGAAUGAUGGGAAGAGGAAGAGGACAUGUACACGUCGUUCGAGCGAAACAGACGACGGAAUUGGAACGAGAUCGCUUGGAUAUUGAAAUAUCGAGCACGUGGGACGAAUCCAUGGAGGACGAUUUCGAGUUCGACGAAGACGGGCAGUUAUUGGACGCGUUCGGGGAGGAAAUCGAUACGACGGAAGUGAAGAAGGCGAUUCCUGGCGAUUUUUAUUCCUUGAUUCAAGUGCCGAAAGACGCCUCCUCGGCGGAGAUUAAAAAGGCGUACAGGAGGUUGCAGAAAGCGUGUCACCCGGACAUCGCGGGAGAAGCUGGAUCGGACGUGUGCAUUAUUUUGAACGAAGCGUACGAUAUUUUAAUGGACGAUACCGCGAGAGCGGCGUACGACGCGGAGAUGAAAGAGCUGGAACGCAUGACGCAAGAGUUUAUGAAACGAGGCGCCGCGGACGAAGAAGACGAUGAAGGAGGCGGGUAUACGGGCGAACCUCUCUCGGAAUUCAAAGGCAAAGAUCCCGCGAUCGGGUACCCGCGCGCGGUAUUCGUAAACGAGUGUCAAUGCAUCGGAUGCAAACAGUGCUGCCACUCGGCGCCGAAAACGUUCGCCAUGGAUGAUCAAUUCGGCCGCGCUCGCGUUUUCGCCCAAUGGGACGACGAAGAAGAAGACAUAAACAUCGCCAUCGAAUCCUGCCCAGUCGAUUGCAUUCACUUUGUCAAAGAAAACAACCUCCCAAUUUUAGAAUACGCGAUGUCGAAAUGCGAACGCACUUCCGUCGCCUCCAUGAUGUCCGGCUCCGCGCGAGUCGAUGACCCUUUCGACGUCGCCAACCAAAUGAUCCGCCGAGGCGAGGAACGCUACGGCCGAUUAGGCCUCGACCCGAACGAAGCGUUAAAAGGUAAAUCAUUAGUCGGCAGAAUGAAAAAACGAAUCCGAGACGCGUGGUUACAACUCGGCGAGAAACCUCGAUUGGCGUGGACUUCGUAUAAAAUAUUCAGAGGAUUCGGAAGCGAAGACGAGGAGUACGACGUCAGCGUCGACGAUUUCGGCGAAGUGAGAAGGAAAAAAACAGACGAGGAGGAGAAGAAGACAAAGAAGAGCCGGUGGUUUAACUUUAAUUAG